This is a messenger RNA of Psilocybe cubensis, 3144 nucleotides long. RefSeq lists its product as uncharacterized. The transcript is spliced from 19 exons. Lineage: Eukaryota; Fungi; Basidiomycota; Agaricomycetes; Agaricales; Agrocybaceae. The record is from RefSeq and is a predicted model, not a curated record. The coding region runs from base 1 to 3144 and encodes 1047 amino acids.
AUGCUUACCGUGCUUCUCCUUGCUUUUAUAGCAUCGGUUGUCAGAGCUUCUGUUUAUGUCGGUGGCUCGCAGAUUAUUGGACAAGAAUUUGGACCUGCUAAAGUCGAGUUCUUCGGAGGAAUACCGUAUGCGAAAGCGCCGAUAGGCAAGCUACGGUUUCAACCUCCUGUACUCGUCAGGACACCUCCCACAAAAACUUUUAAUGCCCAAACAUUUGGCAAGGCGUGCCUUCAAGUUACCAAAUUUCCCGACACAGUGUCGGAAGACUGUUUGACUUUGAACAUUUUUCGCCCUAUAGGCACGACUGAGCAUGAAAAGCUUCCUGUGAUGGUGUGGAUACACGGAGCUGGUUCUUCCUCGCUGUACAACGGCACUACAUUUGUUGCCCAGAGCAUCUCUAGAGGGACCCCUAUAAUCUUCGCAAGUUUCAACUACCGACUUGGACCAUUAGGAUUUCCUCAAGGCGUUGAAGCUGGCAAACGUAAAGCCCUCAACCUGGGAUUGAAAGACCAACUGGCUGCGCUAGAGUGGAUCCAGCUCAACAUAGAAAAGUUUGGAGGUGAUAAACGCAAAGUCACAUUAAUAGGACAGAGCGCAGGCGCUACAUCGAUUAGCAUCCACCUUCGCAAGACCAAGAUUCGAAGUCUAGCUCGUGCUGCUAUUCUGGAAUCUACACCCAUCGGCCCUGUCUAUGGACCGGACCGCAACGGAGGCUCAUGGCGUCGCUUCGUCGAAGCCACAUCAGCCUGUGCAGCUCAAGCCAAAUCCGGGAACACAAUUGACUGUAUGCGCACCGCUGAGCCUCAGUCCAUAUUCACCGCAUUGACGGCGGCAGAGGACGUUUCAUCCCACUCUUACCAUCCUGUUAUCGAUGGUCCUCAUGGCUUUAUCGUCGAUCGCCCCUCCAAGGUCAAUUUGAACGCAGCGGGACUGCCGUUGCUAAUAGGCACAAAUCUUGACGAAGGGACGCUGUUUAUUACUCAGAAAACGAAUUCUACCGAGCAGAUUGAAGACCUUUUCAGGAUAGCUACAAGUCCGUCGCUUGUCAGUCCAGGUCGCCAGGCAGAGGUGAUCGCUCAGAUUUUGAAGCUAUACCCUGAUAAUCCUGCUCUUGGAUCGCCUUUUGGGACAGGAAAUGAUACCUUUGGCUUGAACAGUCAGUACAAGCGGCUUUGUGCGAUUUUUGGCGACUUUUACAUCCAAUCUCCUACGCGGAGCAUCCAACAGCACUCAUGCAAAGCUGGUAUCAAUAUCUUUGGAUACCUAUUCACGGACCCUCACGGUGUCGCCAUCCCCGGUCUGGCAAGAACUAGGGCAGCACCAGGUUCUGUUGGAGUUCCUCACAGUGCGGAAAUUUCUUUCUUAUUCGACACCUUUGUAAAUCGCACGGAAGACGCCCUUAAUCUAAGUCAAAACAUGCGAGACUACUGGAUAUCUUUUGCGACGAGUUUGGACCCAAAUGACAAGUUUGGCAACACAGCGCGCCCGCAUUGGAGGCCUUUCACUCACGAAAAACAAGAAAUCAUCGAGUUAAAUGCCUCAGUGGCUGCUAGGGCGUCGGUAAAGGUCGGUAAUUCCACGAUUAUUGGAAAGGAGUUUGGUCCUGCUAAGGUUGAAUUCUUCGGAGGCAUACCAUUCGCAGAAACACCGAUAGGAAAGCUGCGCUUUCACCGCCCAGUGCUCCUUAAAUCGCCAUCUUCAAAAGUUCUGCAUGCACACGAGUCUGGAAAGGGGUGCUUGCAACUUACCUCACUCCCCGACACGGUGUCAGAAGAUUGUCUCUCCUUAGACGUCUAUCGGCCAGCGGGCACUUCUGAACAUGACAAACUUCCUGUAAUGGUUUGGAUCUACGGAGGUGGAUUCUUCGCUGGAUCUUCUUCGCUUUACAACGGCACUGGAAUUGUCGCCCAUAGUGUCCACAGAGGAACUCCAGUAAUUUUCGCAACUUUCAAUUAUCGCCUCGGUCCCCUCGGAUUCCCCCAAGGCGUGGAAGCUGGUGAACGAAAAGUUUUGAAUUUGGGUUUGCAUGAUCAGCUGGCUGCACUAGAAUGGAUUCAAGAUAAUAUAGCCAGGUUUGGAGGUGAUAAUAAAAAGGUCACUGUAUUUGGGCAAAGUGCUGGUGCUGCAGCCAUUAGUAUUCACCUGCGUGAAAAGAAAAUUCGGAGUCUCGCUCGUGCAGCUAUUUUGGAGUCCACUCCCAUUGGACCUCUUUUUGGCCCGGAUCGAAAUGAAGAUGCAUGGCGCCGCUUUGUUGCAGCGACACCAGCCUGUGCAUCUGUCGCCAACUCCGGAAAUACAAUUGACUGCAUGCGCACUGCCGACUCGCAGGCCAUAUUCCAAGCCCUAACUGUCGCAGAAGGUGUCUCAUCAAGCGCCUACCAGCCGGUUAUUGAUGGACACGGUGGUUUGGUAGUCGACCGACCAUCUCAAGUUGACCAGUCGGAGGCCAGAUUGCCUUUAUUGAUUGGUACCAACCUUGAUGAAGGGACGUUGUUCACUUCUCAAAAGAUCAAUUCGACCAGCCAAAUCAUCGACUUUUUCACCACCACAACCAGUCCAUCUCUUGUCAGCCCGGUACAGCUGGCAGAUACCAUCGAACAGAUUUUGAGGCUUUAUCCAGACAACCCCGCGCUUGGAUCGCCAUUCGGAACAGGAAACAACACGUUUGGUUUGAGCAGUCAGUACAAAAGAAUGUCUGCCAUUUUUGGCGAUUUUACAAUACAGUCUCCCACUCGAACUAUCAUGCAAAAUACCAUUAAAGCAGGUGUCAAGGUAUUCGGAUAUCUUUUUACCGAUCCCGAUGGUGUCGCCAUCCCAGGACUGGCAAAUCCUAACGCAGCACCAGGCUCUGUAGGAGUGCCUCACAGCGCAGAGGUCUUCUAUGUCUUCGGUACUCUGGCCAAUCGCACUCCCACCGCCAUCUCUCUGAGCAAAAACAUGCGUGAUUAUUGGAUCUCUUUCGCAACUAGCUUGGACCCGAAUGAUAAUCAUGGCAACACAUCGCGCCCGCACUGGCAGCAUUUCACCUCCAAACACCAGCACAUCAUCGAACUAAAUGGCCAUCACACCAGAAUGAUAUCUGGGGAAUUCCGAAAGCGUCAAAUUGAAGUCUUUCAGAACAACCCAAAUACUUUUCAUCGUUGA